GCAAACUUUUCGCCGGCGAGUCUCAACGCGGCGCCUGGGCGGCCGCAUCAGAUCCAUCGGCCUGCGCUCUCAGCAGUCAGUCACAUCAUGGUGGAGCGGGCGCGCGACAAAGACCAGAGGGCGCCGAAAGUGCGGGCGUGCGAUUCGAGAGCGACUCUGGCACACGAAGAGCCCCAAGGCUUCGCCGC
Amoebophrya sp. A120 is the source of this 188-nucleotide messenger RNA. NCBI's taxonomy places the organism in Eukaryota, Dinophyceae, Syndiniales, Amoebophryaceae. The record is from the annotation of a GenBank genome assembly.